Letharia columbiana is the source of this 2571-nucleotide messenger RNA. RefSeq lists its product as uncharacterized. Gene Ontology annotation, molecular function: actin binding. The record is from RefSeq and is a predicted model, not a curated record. The transcript has 3 exons. Gene Ontology annotation, biological process: actin cytoskeleton organization. The coding region runs from base 1 to 2571 and encodes 856 amino acids. Lineage: Eukaryota; Fungi; Ascomycota; Lecanoromycetes; Lecanorales; Parmeliaceae.
AUGGUGCAGGCUUAUCCUUCGCCAACAUCGACGAUGACGAUGCUCCAAACGCGCCCUUCAUCUUCGGAAGCGUUUCAGAGUGGGUCACAAGGCCAGCAACAUCAACGAAACUCCCAAAUGCCUAGAAACAUCUACAACACUUCGGUCGGUGGAAUGGCAGCUGGGAGCUAUAGAGGACAUACAUCGACCUCGCCGGUGUCCCCAUAUGGCUUCUCCGGUCCAUCACUACUGCCUAACGGUUCCAAUCCACUCCGGCAGCACCCUACAGCUGUACCACCUCCACGGCUUGAGUACAGAACGGCAUCUGCACCAUCAGUACCUCUUGCUCAGCAAGCGUCACAACAGAGCCCGUCCAUUUCUAAUCGACCUCGCCCACCAGUAAUCACCACAGCCUCCACACCAUUGAGUGCUCCUAAUAGCAACAACUCACGCCAGCAGACCCUCUCCGACGGCAACGCUUCAGCCAUUACCUCUGUUCCGCCACAACUGGCCUCUAGGCCUCUCUCCACGGCUGAUCUCAGCCUUCCGCCUUUACAAACAGCUUCUUAUGCCACUGUGGCCAAAUCGUCGCCAGAUCGCUAUCGACGGAAUCACCGGCGUGCGGAGACAUCCGGACCAUUGACCACAUCUAAUCAAGGCCAAGGUGGAUCUGCAAUGCCGUCGGGUUCGGGCAUGGCAACUGUCGGUCACCUCUAUACACAUCCUACACAGACAAGCAGUACUCCAUCUUUAACAUCGUACCCAUCGUACCGUGGAGCUCAAACCGCUUCAUCGCCUACAGUGAAUGACUACAACGUUGGAGCACCGCCAAGGCUCGCUAGUAAAGAUGAUCUGAAUUUGCAAAGGGAGCGCCAAGCUUCGGCAGACCUGGCAAAGAGAUACCGAAGAAGGAGCAUCAGCAGCAUGGAAGCUAAAGACUUUGCAAUCCCACUGUCAGAAGCAGGGCCACCGCAGCAACAAGGCCCGACAAAGUCUUAUGCAGCAAUGCUUGCUGGUCCAUCACCACAGGAACGGAAGGAAGUUCGAACAACACCUGCAGUGGAGAGACCGACCUCAUCCCAUGGUCGUAGUGGCAGCAAUGAGAGUUCUGUUUCGGGUCGCUCUGCCCCGAAGUCAUCAGGGGCUAAGCGAUUCGAACUACCAUCUUCUGCUCCUACCACAGCACAAGAAGCUACUCCGAUUGCAAGGAACGAAGCCAAGGUCGUAACCAUCCCUGCGCGAGGAUCGUCUGAAGCAAACAAGAGGCUCACCAGCCCUUCACCUCUUUCGAAGCCGAUGGCAACGAGCCCUGAGGUGCCCUCCUCCGAGCAUACUUUUGCCGCUCCAGAACCACUGCUGCCAGCGGCACCGAUCGUCGCCCAAACUAGCACGACUCCCACUGGAAUACCUCAGAGUGCUGCAGCCCAGCACUUGGCUGCGCUCAAUAAGAAAGAGGGAAAGAAGGAAGGCAAAUCGUCGAGGUUACGGCGAGCCUUUUCUUUUGGUAGUGCGGCUGAACUUCGAAAGGCAUCUGCCGAGAACAGUGCUGCCGCUGCCUCAAAUGAGCGUGCUAAGCUACGGAAAGAUCGUUACGCGGACGAACAAGAAGCUCUGCAAGCAGCUGAGAUUCAGAAACAAGAGGCAGCUGGCCUUGGAGAAGGCAUCUAUUCCGGGCAAGGGCAUUUUUUCACUGGAUCGACAGACAACUUGUCGAUAUCCUCGACUGCUUCUUCAGCAUCAGUAAUGAUCAGAAAAAUGGGCAAGGGCAUGAAAAAAGGCUCUCGCUCGUUGGUCGGGUUGUUCAGGCCAAAGUCUGUUGUGGGCGUACCCGCUGCAGAUUCGGCUGUGCCAGAAGUCAGCAUGGCUCAAGUUUCGAUGGUAACAGUCGAGGCUGAGCGAGAGAAGGUCAAUGUCAACGCCGACCCACAUGACCAAGCUGGAGGUGGUACUGGAUUUCCAAAAUUGGAGAGAAACUCUAUGGAUGCUGCACACAUGGCUUCAGAGCCGAGGACCUCCUUCAGUGACCGACCAGGCAGUUCACGACCGGACAGCUCACGGGGAAGGCGUAGCCUCGUUGGGGGAGAAGAGGAGCGUGCAAAGGUUUUGGCGGCGGUCAAGAAAGGCAUCCUGAAACGCACGGACUCAGGCCAGGCUUCUCCUGUCGCAAGACCUGUUGAUACAAAGACCCCCGACUUCAAUCUCCCUCAGAUUCCUCACUUUAACGACAGUCCUCACUCUAGCGCUCCAACCACGCCCAUCGAUGAACAUGCUCCACGGUCCGGACACAGAAAGACCGAUUCAGUCAAUAUAGAAGGAGAAGAGUAUUUUCUGUCUUUAGCGAACUUCACCAGUAGCGAUUCGAAAAGCUUGCCCGGCACGCCACGCAGUCUUGCGGCCCGCAAUAUCAGCUUCAGCCCUCGCAUACAAUUCCACGACACCUGGCCACCAGGGGAGUAUGAUAGACGAGGUGAGAUUGCUACAUGCAAUCGCUUGACGCCCCUCCUUGCUCAACAGAUCAAGGAGGAGCUGAACACCUUCAAGAUGGAAAUGGAAGUACACGCCGAGUCUAAAGUCUACACACACUUCUUCUGA